Arabidopsis thaliana (thale cress) is the source of this 1361-nucleotide messenger RNA. RefSeq names its product bZIP transcription factor family protein (gene BZO2H3). Bases 159 to 911 code for a protein of 250 amino acids. Gene Ontology annotation, molecular function: DNA-binding transcription factor activity; protein dimerization activity. Lineage: Eukaryota; Viridiplantae; Streptophyta; Magnoliopsida; Brassicales; Brassicaceae. Gene Ontology annotation, biological process: regulation of DNA-templated transcription. The record is from RefSeq and is marked reviewed. Gene Ontology annotation, cellular component: nucleus. The transcript has 5 exons.
CAGACAAUUAAAUAUCUAACAAAACAACAAAACUUGAAAAGAACAUAUUAUUAAAAUGCAAGACUGCCCAAUCGGAUAAGAAGAAACUGUUUUGACAAUUUGAAACCAAAAAAAAAUAAAUAAAACUAAAGAAACAAACAAAUUACAAAAGAGAAAAGAUGGAAAAAGUUUUCUCCGACGAAGAAAUCUCCGGUAACCAUCACUGGUCGGUUAAUGGAAUGACGUCGUUGAAUCGCAGUGCUUCCGAAUGGGCAUUCAAUCGUUUCAUACAAGAAUCCUCCGCCGCUGCAGACGACGGAGAAUCUACGACGGCGUGUGGUGUUUCCGUCUCCUCUCCUCCUAAUGUUCCUGUAGAUUCAGAGGAAUACAGAGCAUUUCUCAAGAGUAAACUUAAUCUUGCUUGUGCUGCUGUCGCCAUGAAAAGGGGAACUUUCAUCAAACCUCAGGAUACUUCUGGUAGAUCUGACAAUGGUGGAGCCAAUGAAUCAGAACAAGCCUCUCUUGCUUCUUCCAAAGCUACACCAAUGAUGAGCAGUGCUAUAACAAGUGGAUCUGAGCUCUCUGGUGAUGAAGAAGAAGCUGAUGGUGAAACUAAUAUGAACCCUACUAAUGUUAAACGCGUUAAAAGGAUGCUCUCUAAUAGAGAAUCAGCUAGACGGUCCAGAAGAAGAAAGCAAGCACACUUGAGUGAGCUAGAGACACAAGUUUCACAGCUUCGUGUAGAGAAUUCAAAACUCAUGAAGGGUCUCACUGAUGUAACUCAAACAUUCAAUGAUGCAUCUGUAGAAAACAGAGUUUUAAAAGCCAAUAUUGAGACACUACGAGCAAAGGUAAAAUACUUUCUUUUAUCUCUCUGUCUACCAAAACUCGCUAUUGAAGCAUGUUUGUUUUUGGCAGGUGAAAAUGGCUGAAGAGACAGUGAAGAGACUCACUGGCUUUAACCCAAUGUUCCACAAUAUGCCUCAGAUUGUUUCAACUGUCUCUCUUCCUUCAGAGACAUCAAAUUCUCCAGACACUACAAGCAGCCAAGUGACUACACCAGAGAUCAUUAGCUCGGGGAACAAAGGCAAGGCCUUGAUAGGGUGCAAGAUGAACAGAACAGCUUCGAUGCGUAGAGUUGAGAGCUUGGAACAUCUGCAGAAACGUAUUCGAAGCGUUGGGGAUCAGUAGCUGUUAAAGAAGAAUCUUGAUUUGUAACAUUAAUCUUAAGACAUAUGUUAAGACAAAAUGUUGUAUGUUUUUGUAAAGAAUUGUUUUUUCAGAUUAUUUAAAUUUUUUUUUGUCUUCUUCGUUGAUUGUUUGUGUUGAACUUCUAAUUUUCAUUGUACAUGUCUUUUGUUAAAUUUACAAAGUUUUUCUAA